Ceratitis capitata (Mediterranean fruit fly) is the source of this 1813-nucleotide messenger RNA. RefSeq lists its product as uncharacterized. Lineage: Eukaryota; Metazoa; Arthropoda; Insecta; Diptera; Tephritidae. Bases 518 to 1510 code for a protein of 330 amino acids. The transcript has 2 exons. The record is from RefSeq and is a predicted model, not a curated record.
CCACAUUAUAGUGUGUCGAAAAUGCCAAAUACGAGGCCGCAAAUUCGCGAGUGCUAGUAUCGACUAUUCUUUAUUUCAUAUAUAAAAGAGCAGCCAACACUGCGCUAGUCAAUUAAAAUUGAACUUUUCAAGAAUCAUCAUUAAUCAUAUAUUAUUAUUAAUAUACGUUCUUUGGUGUAGGGAAAAAUAGCAAAAAAAAAAAAAGUCAAUGCGCGCAUAAAGAUGGGAGUUGGCGCAAAAAUUCGAUCUGGCAUCGGCUUUAGUCAAGGAGAAUUUGUAAAUUUAUUUGUAUGCAUACAAUAAUAUCAGCUACACAGAUAAAGUGAUAUAUUUUUUCCGUACAAAAAUUUAAAUUUAUUCGAGAGGUGAUAAUUAUAUCUAAUAAUACGUCACUGUAUAUAACGGUUAUGUGUAGUGUGUUUAGUGCCUUUUUUGCUAGCAAAUUAGGAAUAUCAAGAUCACUUAAUAUUCAGUGAGUUCACAAAUAACAAAACAAGUAAUUCAUAAAUAUAUAAAAAUGGAUCCUAGUAAUAUGCUUUUUCGCUUAGAGGAUCUAACGCCAGAAAAACUAUAUGAAGAGUACCAUUUAAGCAAAGAAGAUAUUCGAAGACAUCGUGCGCUGUACAAAGCAUAUGUUGACGAUUUCAUACCCACACGAGCAGAUCUGGAGCGUAAGCUAACCGAUGAACAACUUAAAGAGUUAUGUCUGCGCCGCUCAUGUCGCGUUUUAAUGUAUCGUUGGAAUCCUGUACAAGAUUUCAUAGACCAGUUUACGCGGCAAGGACGCAUACAGCGUUGGACUAAAGAAAAAACUGAAAAGUUAAUAAUAAAAGGUAUCAGUCGGCAUAAAGAUGUGUGCAUGUACAGUGAAGAAGAAAUACGAAUAGAACGUGAAAGGCAGUGGUGCGAGAGGAAAAAAGAAAAUUUGAUGCGGUUAGAGUUAUGGGAGUACGAUCGUAUAAAAAAACAGCCGCCUCAACAAGAAAAAAUAGACCUAUCUUCUACCAAGGAAGAUGACGUCCACAUUGACGUUACACACAGUGAAGAACUGGCGAACACAGUUAUUGUCUCACCUCCUACCGAUGUUGAAGCACUUAUGGCGGCAUUGCAUAACUCGCCAUUACAAUCCAGGCUUUCGGACGUUCUGACAAUAACAGAACAAUUAGCACAUAUAGGAGCUUUAUCAACGACAACAAAUAUUUCGUCAAAGAAACAACCGUCUAUAACGGACAGUAUAAUACCACCUUUAACUGAAUCACAGUCCACAUUAAUUCCCAGCACUCAAAAUACCGAAGAGUUGGCUGUCCGAGAAUAUGCAGAAAUGGUGGAACAAGUCGAUGUUAAUGCGAAUCCAAUACUCGCCGAUUAUUUGAAUGUUAACACUGAAUCUAUGCAGUUUGAAGACUCAGUAAUAUUAGAUUCAGAAGCUGAUUGUGAUGGCACACCUCCAUAUUGUGAUUUCAAUGAUCAUAUAUCAUUUACUUCAACCCAAUCACCAAGUGUUAAGUGAACUUUCGCCGGAUGAGUGUCCAUUUCAAAUUAUCUGUUGCCAUUGUUCACGAGUUAAUCCUCACCGCUAAAAUUUUGAAGCUAUUAAUUAGUAUCAGGUUCAGAAAAUAUAUUCUAUUUAUUUCUUCAAAAAUCUCCAAAUAAUUAUUUAUCAGUUGUUAUUAACCCUUUCAGACCCUACGCUAAGCUAUUAGCAAUUUUGUUUUUAUUUUAUUUAUUUUAUGUGAUUUGAAAGCAUGUUAGUUGUUCUUAAUUUCCCCAAGUGGUUCAAAUUUUAUAUUUAAAUAAAAAUAAUCAUAUGUAA